Messenger RNA from Zophobas morio, 617 nucleotides. Its product is annotated as B2 protein-like. Bases 45 to 449 code for a protein of 134 amino acids. The transcript has 2 exons. Lineage: Eukaryota; Metazoa; Arthropoda; Insecta; Coleoptera; Tenebrionidae. Gene Ontology annotation, molecular function: odorant binding. The record is from RefSeq and is a predicted model, not a curated record.
AAAAACUUAUCAGAACAAUAUUCCAUUUCGUGCACUUACCGAAAAUGAAGCUACUUGUUUGCUGUUUCCUGUUAAUAACAUCCACCUUGGCUAUUCUGGACCCUUCACGCCAGGCAAAACUCGACCAGCUUAGCGACGAGUGCCAAUCUGAGUCGCCGGUAUCCGCAGAAACUUUAAAUAAGCUUCGUCAGACCGAACAAUUCGAGGAAAUUCCGGCACUCCAGAAGCACAUAUUCUGCGUUUUGAAAAAGACCGGAAUCGUGUCGGAGUCCGGCGAUAUUAAUAUCGACGUUGUCAAGACGAAACUGAAGAAGGUUAACGCAAGUGACGAAACGGUGAAUACUGUAGAACAGCAGUGUGUGGUCAAGAAGGAUACACCUGUAGUUACAGGUUUCGAACUCAUGAAAUGCGUCUACAGCAAACAGUCGAAUUUUUCUCCAGCUGAUUAAAGACAAGAUUUCUUCGAAUUUAGUUUGACUGAUAAAAGUAAUUAAUUUCAAACUGUCUUUAGUUUUUUUUUAAUCUGCUUUAACUUAAACGGCUAACCUAAUUUUUCUCCUGCAGAUUAGCGACUUUUAUUGUAAAAAAAUCGAAUAAUAAAGAUUUUAAUUGAACAA